UAAAGCAAUAAAAGAUAGGAAACACAGUAAAAGGCAGGAGGCUUUCCUUUGAAGGUUGAUCGGACAAAGAUCCAAAAUUAUAAACAAAAUAAAAAUGAAAAUAGACUUUAGGAAACCUUCAAGCAAUAUUCUAGGGUAGACCCCAUAGCUACAGUAAAGGUAGUCUUGUGUUUGUUUUGUUUUGUUUUGUUUUGUUUUAAAGUGGGCUUAAAUCCAAAUUAGGGGGUUUAAUGAGAAAAAAAUUAAUUGACAUGUGAAACUGACCAUUUAGAAAAUAUCCAAUAUGUGGCAAGACAUGUUCAGAGCCUUAGAAAGUAAAUAAGCUUGAAAUCAAUACAACUUAUGAUCCUAUAGGUAAAACAAGUGGCUCCUGAAAUAAAAACAAGACCAAAAUGUCUUACAGCCAUAAGAACUGGAAGCCUACAGAUAGUGAUACUUAUACAUACUGCAAGCAGAAGGGUCAUUGAAAGAAUCAACACCCCAUAUUGGCUAAGAAACAGAAAGAUAACUAUCUAAAACCUACCCGAUUAUGCUGCUCCAAGGAAGAAUUCACACCUAACAAUUCCCUGUCUUUCCUCUAAACUUGUGACCCCAACUGCCAAAAGUAGCAAUGUGCAACCAUAUAAAUCAUGCUCUCCAUUAGGGCACAGGCUGUAUCGAGUUUGGCUUACCACAGUAUCCCAGCUCCUAGUUAAGUGCCUCCACAAAGCAGGUGCUCAUUAAAUAUGAUGAAUAAAUUGAAUUUUUUCUUGGUACACUGUCAGCCACACCUUACCAAGAUGAGGGAGAAGACCGCACACCUCUGAAUUGGGAUGUGGCCCUCCAUCAUUAGCUGGUGUGAAUCAGGGUGGAAUUAUUGUCCCUACUUAUGGAACCCCCACCCCAUAUGGGUCCCUUGGCAGACUCCUUCCUUCCCUCUACCCUCCACUCCACCCAACUGCUAAUGCCAUCAUCAUAGUGGUUUGUAAGUCACAUAGGCGAUUUCUUAAGGAGUUUAUAAUUCAAGAAAUGUAGACAUGUAGGCUUCACAGAAUGCACUGGAUCACUACAGUCACUCCUGGUGGGGAGGGAAAAUCUGCCAAACCCAGUUCUUGUUUCAGUACCUUCCUUUGAGGAAAAGCCAGAAAUCCAAGAAUGAACAAUUGCUAAAGGAGGGAAAGGGGCUCUCUGCCUGGUGUGCCUCUCCCAAGUUGAGAGCGAGAUAGUAAUGGGUAAGUCUUCAGGGCAACCAGGACCACUUUGAAGCAUUCCUGUCCUGGCCUGCCUCACAGGUUCCUCUGUCCUUUGGGGGACCCCGAUGCCUGAUGUCCGGGACUGGGGUUCUCUCAGCAGGUGCCUCCUGGUUGCUGGCUACAGGCUCUAUCCCAGCAGAAGGACCCUCUUCUUGGCCUGGGUUUCACCUUCUUGUAUCAGGUGGCAGGCCAGCUGGUUUCAGUCCCAAAUCAGGUCUUCUGACUCCUCCCAGAAACCAACUUCUAAGCAGGAAAUCCUGCCCCUCCCUCAAGAGUAGGAAACCACAGGGGAAGAGAGGUGAAACAGCAGUAAGGGAGAAGAGGAGGGAGAGAGAGAAAAAAGAAGCAAGAAGAGAAACAGAGAUAAAUAAAAAGAAGUAAAACUUGGUUGAAACCUCAAGGGCUCCGCGGUCCAGGUCCUGGCCUGAUGGCUUUUAUGAAAAAAUAUCUCCUCCCUAUUUGGGUGCUAUUCUUGGCCUACUACUUCUAUUCUGCAAAUGAGGAAUUCAGACCAGAGAUGCUCCAAGGAAAGAAAGUGAUUGUCACAGGGGCCAGCAAGGGGAUUGGAGAGGAGAUGGCCUAUCAGCUGGCAAAGAUGGGAGCCCAUGUGAUGGUGACUGCGAGGUCAAAAGAAACUCUAAAGAAGGUGGUAUCCCGCUGCCUAGAGCUGGGAGCAGCCUCCGCACACUACAUUGCUGGUACCAUGGAGAACAUGACCUUCGCAGAGCAAUUCAUUGCCAAAGCAGGAAAGCUCAUGGGGGGGCUAGACAUGCUCAUUCUCAACCACAUCACCAACACUUCUAUGAAUUUAUUUAACAAUGAGAUCCACCAUGUGCGCAAAAGCAUGGAGGUCAACUUCCUCAGUUACGUGGUCCUGACUGUAGCCGCCUUGCCCAUGCUGAAGCAGAGCAAUGGAAGCAUUGUUGUGGUCUCCUCAACAGCUGGGAAAGUGGCUAAUCCACUGAUUGCUCCCUAUUCUGCAAGCAAGUUUGCUCUGGACGGGUUCUUCUCCUCCAUCAGGACAGAAUAUUCAGUGACCAAAGUCAAUGUGUCAAUCACUCUCUGUGUUCUCGGCCUCAUAAACACAGAAACAGCUAUGAGGGCAAUUUCUGGAAUAGUUGAUAUCGACCCAGCUCCAAAGGAUAAAUGUGCCCUGGAGAUCAUCAAAGGGGGAGCCCUGCGCCAAGAGGAAGUAUAUUAUAACAAUUCACCCUGGAUUGCUUUCUUGCUGGGAAAUCCAGGGAGAAAGCUCGUGGAAUUUCUCUCCUUAAGGAGUUAUAAUAUGGAUAAGUUUAUAAACAACUAGGAAAUCCCUUAGAGCUAGGCACUGUGGGGGAGCCUGGGACUGUUCUGCUUGGUAUUUAUUUGAGCUCCAUCUGUGAAGCCAUAUUCCAAAAGGAUAGAGUAUCCCUAGAGAUCUGCAAGUCAAAGGUCACAGGUCACAUCUCACAAUUUGAAGGGGCUCCUCUAAACAGCUGCACAGCAGAAAUUUAAUUAUAAUAAAUGUCAAGAACCACUGCAGUCUGUAGUUGUGAAACUGAUAGUAACCACAGAUAUAAUUAUAAGGUAGUUAUAUCAAACUUACCUCUUAUGUAUGAUAAUAUUAUGAUGAUUAAUACAAUAAUAAUUAUAAUAAAAGUCAAAUAAACUUUAAAUAUUCAUAACUGGUAGCUAUAACUUGCAUUCACUUAAUAUGGUUUCUUUAAGACACAAGUGAAAUCUUUCAUGUGGUCUAAACCACAGAAUCUGUUUCUGAGUUGAAAAAAAUCACUUUACUUUUCAUUUGGUGGACAUAAUAUCCUUACCAUUUCUGUGUAUUUCAGAUGCUCUUUAUAUCCGUUGAUCUUGCUCCUCUUGGAAGGAGAACACCUGGCAUGAGUCACUAGGGCAAAUCCAUGGAAGUGGAGGCCCCUGGAAACUGGAGCCCCAGAACCUAUGCCUGUUCAUUGGGUUGAGAGUACUUCAGGCAUUUCUAUUUUAUAUGUGAAUGCUCAGCUAUACAUUGGAAGUUUGGAGAAGAGGGGCUGGAGUUUAAAUCUUGCCACUCAAGCAUUUGGUCAAUCAUUCAUUCUGCAAAUAUUUAUCAAACACUUGACAGGCAUCACUUGACAACGAUCAAAUGUGAAACAAAAUAUCAGCUACAUUAACAACUCAGCAAAGCCCUGCGUUGAUCAGGGCCCCAAAAGGUAAGGGAUGGCAUGCUCAACUUGGAUAAUUUUAGUAGAGUUUAAGAAAAAGGGACUCUUUACAGAAGUGUGGACAAUGUAUAAGGACAUCACAAGAGAUAGUGCAGUGUCUCAGGGCUAGUAGAGCUGUUUCCACGCCUAUGCCCAUAGGAACAAAAGGAGAGAACUGUUUCCAGAGCCCAGAGAUGGAAAGAACUGUUUGGAGAGGGCCACUUAACAGGAGCUGUGGCAUUCAGUUAAGGGAUGCAACCAGCACACCGAGGACCAUCAAGGAGGGAGCUGUGAGAAUAAAUACCUCAGCUCAUUCUCUUCCCUCCGUCAAAUCUCAUGGUGGUGCUUCCUAUUAGCUGAACAGACAGGCAAGGGAGUAGACUGAUACAGACAAUGCAGAUCAGCUUCCCAGUGUACAGAGCAGAAUGGAAAGGAUGGAGAAUGUUCCGGAGUGAUAAAUGGGAGUAUUUUCAGCAUGAAUCCAGCACUCUCCAAUGUACGGCUUCCGUGGUAAGUGUUGCUAGGACAUAAGACAUGGGCCUGGAAGCCUAAGGGAAACUUCUCCUUUUUCCUCCUCUGAAUCCGAAUGCCUGCACAGCAGAACAAAUUUGAGUCCAUUGAUCCAACCACCCAUGUGGACAAGGACCUGAUCUGAGAGUAUGAAUAUGACUGGACUUUUCUUAGAAAGAGGUCCUUUCCAAGGAAUAUUCAGUGCAAGGGAGCAAGAAAGACCUGACCAAAUAGACCAAAAAUCUGAAGUCUGGUUUCUGACUACAUAGCAUAAUAACAUACACACACGCACAUAUUCAAUGUGGUCUCAUAGACGUCUCAGUUUCUGAUCAAUCAGAUUAACACCCAAAACUCUCCUGUGGAAAUGAAGCUCCCUCUUCACAGACUUUGGUAAGGGGAUGGAACGCAGUAAUUCCUUUACUGAAAGAUUGGGGCAAUAUUAAAAUUAAAUAAGAAUUUGGAUGGGGAUAGGUUAAACUUCUUGCUAAAUGAAAUUUCAUCAUAAUCCAAAAGGAAAGAGCUCAGAAAUCAGGCCUGAGAACUAAACCAUCUGCACCCACAUCCCUUACUGUCUUCACUAACACGACAUUACAACUCCAUUCUCUUCAUCACCAUGACCUUACUAUUUCAGGAAGCUCUUUGCCCAGGAAGAUAAAUGUUGCAAAUCCAUUUUAAAUGUUCAGCUUAUCAACAAACAACAUCAAAUGACUAUUACUCUUCAAGAGGAGAGGGUAUACAGGUAAUCAAGAAUACUAAAAAUAAUUUGCUUAAUAAAUGUAAAACUGUUCAGUAUCUAUAGAGCAGUACUCAACUGCAUCUCCAUGACACAAUUUUCAUUUCUAUGAACAAGAAUCAUUUGCAUUACUAGAAGUAUUCUAUAACUUAAAGAGUUGUAAAACAGCUCAAAGACAAUGAAAAGCUGAGGAAACCCAGAAGUUGCACUACACAGAACACCCAGUCAUUUUCUUUUUUUAGCGGGUGGGCAGUGGGGGAAAGGGGGCAUUUCAAAGACUUUCACAUGUUAAACUUCACUAGUAAUCAGGAAAAUGCAACUUAGAACAAUGAAAUACAAUCUUACACCUGUGAGUGGGAAUGAACUACUGAUAAGAACAAGUGCUGGCUAUGUGCAAGGAAGGAAGAGUCAUCAUUUGCUGGCUGGAGUGCACAUAAGUAAAAUCACUUUGAAGAAUCUGUUUAGAUGCUAAUGGAUAUACCCAAUUCAAAACAGUUUAAACAUUAAGGUAAACUUAUUUUUUUCAAAUAAGAGGUCUCGACAUGAGCAGUUCUGGUGUUGGUUAAUUUAUGUCAUAUAAGGUCCACAUUCUUUUCGUCUUGGGCUAGCUCAUCUCCUGGUCCCAAGAUGGCUGCUGUAGUUCUGACUGUUACAUGUAAAUUAAAAUAUCCUUAGGCAGAAAAGUUUCUUAUUUUUAGAUUAUUAUAGUGGCCUCCAUAACUGGUCUCCCUGCUACCACUCUUGGCCCCUACAGUCCAUUCUCCUCACAACAACCAGAGUCAUCUUUUAGAAUGUACAUCAGAUUAUUAUUCCAGCCACACUGAUCCUUUUGCUGUUUCUUGACAUGCCUAGAUCACUUGGACCUCAGAGCCUUUGCCCUUGCUGUUCUAUCUAACUGACAUGCUCUUUCCCCAGAUAACUCCCUCUUUAUGUAUCCAUUCAAAUGCCACCUUAUCAGAGAGACCUUCCCCCACCAUCUAAUAUAAAACAGUAACCUCAGCUCUUAAGCUCCCUAUCCCUCUUCCUAGAAUUUAUUUUUCUUCAUAGCAGUUAUUGUUGUUAUUGUUGUCAGGUGCUGUCCAGUAGUUUCUGAUUCAUAGCGAUCCUAUGUACAAC
Messenger RNA from Trichechus manatus latirostris (Florida manatee), 5768 nucleotides. It is a transcript of the gene HSD11B1, whose product is annotated as hydroxysteroid 11-beta dehydrogenase 1. Lineage: Eukaryota; Metazoa; Chordata; Mammalia; Sirenia; Trichechidae. Gene Ontology annotation, cellular component: intracellular membrane-bounded organelle; endoplasmic reticulum membrane. The record is from RefSeq and is a predicted model, not a curated record. Gene Ontology annotation, molecular function: steroid binding; 11-beta-hydroxysteroid dehydrogenase (NADP+) activity. The coding region runs from base 1660 to 2538 and encodes 292 amino acids. Gene Ontology annotation, biological process: steroid catabolic process. The transcript is spliced from 7 exons.